Dromiciops gliroides (monito del monte) is the source of this 972-nucleotide messenger RNA. RefSeq names its product ankyrin repeat and SOCS box protein 12-like. Gene Ontology annotation, biological process: intracellular signal transduction. The record is from RefSeq and is a predicted model, not a curated record. The transcript has a single exon. Lineage: Eukaryota; Metazoa; Chordata; Mammalia; Microbiotheria; Microbiotheriidae. The coding region runs from base 19 to 972 and encodes 317 amino acids. Gene Ontology annotation, molecular function: protein binding.
UGUGUUCUGCCACCCAAGAUGAGAGGGGUUCUUCUUCAGCCUGCAGAGAUGAACCUCAUGGACAUCAGUAAGAUAUUCUCCCUGCUGCAACAGCCCGACGAGGAAGACAAUGCUGGUGAGAAGCAGGAGUUGAACCAAAUUGUCUGUGACAACGAUGCCAGCACCCUAGACCAGCUCCUUCACCAGAAGCGCUACAAGCGCUUCAUCAACAGUCACAGCGGCUGGGGUGUGCCAGGUACCCCACUCCGCUUGGCUGCCUCUCGUGGCCACCUUAGCUGCCUGGAAGUUCUCCUGGCCCAUGGGGCAGAGGUGGACUGCCUGGACGUUAAGGCCCAGACACCCCUGUUCACCGCAGUCAGCCACGGGCACUUGGACUGUGUUCGGGUCCUGCUGAAGGCUGGGGCCAGCCCCGGGGGUAGCAUCUAUAACAACAGCUCCCCAGUUCUCACAGCUGCUCGGAACGGUGCCGGCGAGAUUCUGAGGGAGCUCCUGGACCAUGGAGCAGACGCCAAUGUUAAGGCUCGGGUGCCAGAGUGGGCUUCCAACAUCACCUCCUGCUCCGGGCCUCUCUACCUGUCAGCCGUCUAUGGCCAUCUCGAGUGCUUCCGCCUUCUCCUGCUGUAUGGCGCUGACCCUGACUACAACUGCACAGAUAGACAGCUACUCUCCCGAGUGCCCAAGCCGCGCACACUGCUUGAGUUCUGCCUCCGGCACAGCUGCCCGCUGGAGUACAUUCAGCUCCUUGUGGACUUUGGGGCCAAUGUCUAUCUCCCCUCUCUGCCCCUGGAGAAGAUCGAUCCGGGUGGGGAAGCUGUGGCCCUGCUGCUGAGGGAAAGAACUCAUCCCAAGUCCCUGAUGUCCCAGGCUCGUCUUGCAGUCCGAAAAGCUCUUCAGGGCUCUUACCAGGCCAACGCCAUCGACCAACUAGAUAUUCCACCUAUGUUGAUUAAUUACCUCAAGCACCAGGACUAA